This is a messenger RNA of Rhopalosiphum padi (bird cherry-oat aphid), 1866 nucleotides long. RefSeq names its product facilitated trehalose transporter Tret1-2 homolog. Gene Ontology annotation, cellular component: membrane. Gene Ontology annotation, molecular function: transmembrane transporter activity. The record is from RefSeq and is a predicted model, not a curated record. The coding region runs from base 1 to 1329 and encodes 442 amino acids. NCBI's taxonomy places the organism in Eukaryota, Metazoa, Arthropoda, Insecta, Hemiptera, Aphididae. Gene Ontology annotation, biological process: transmembrane transport. The transcript has a single exon.
AUGGGCCUGUGGGCCGGGUGGCCGUCGUGGGCGCUGACGAAGCGGCCGGAAGCCGACACGCCGGCCGAGUGGCUGAGCCGGGACGACCACUCGUGGGCCGUGGCGUCGUUCGAUCUGGCCAACCUGGUGAGCGCGUGGCCGGCCAGUCUGCUCGCCGAACGCGCCGGCCGGAAGGGGUGUCUGCUGACCGUCGGCGCGGGCCUGGUCGCGUCGUUCGCGGUGCUGUACGCGCCGAGCCGCUGGGCCGUGUUCGCGGGCCGGUCGCUGGCCGGCGUCUGCAAGUCUGUGGCGUACGCCUCGGUGCCGGGCUUCAUGGCCGAAAUAUCGGCGGACCGGGCGCGCGGUCGGUUCAACUUGGUCGUGGUGCUGUCCGACUCGCUGGGCAUGCUCGUCGCCCUGUCCGUGGGCCCGCGGGUCAGGUACGCCGUCAUGAACGGGCUGUCGCUGGUCGUCGGGCUGGCGUUCCUGGCGGCCGUCGUCCGCGUGCCCGAGACGCCGCACUACCUGCUGUCCAAGAGCCGGUUGGACGACGCGAGGUCGGCGCUCCGCUGGUACCGGCCACGUUCGACGACCGUCGACAACAACCGCCGCCUCAACCAGAUAACGUUGGCCGUGCGGGACGACAUGCGCGAGCCCGGCACGUACCGCGAGCUGUUCGCCGACGACGGCAACCGGGUCGCGGUGCUGCUGGUGGCCGGCGCGUGUUUCGCGCAGCGCGCCGGCGGCGUCGGCUGCGUGCUGGCCUACUCGACCACCACGAUGCCGGCCAACGGUCCGGUCCAUCCCGGCGACGUGGCCGUCGUGUUCGCCGUCGUCCGGCUGGCGUGCUCCGUGGCCGCGGUGCCGCUCAUCGACGUCUACGGCCGCCGGCCGCUGCUGGUCGGCUCGCACCUGGCGCUGGCCGCCGUGACGGCCGCGUACGCGCUCUGCCUGCUGUACGUCGACGACCGGCCCGACAACUGGGGCCCGUCCGUGUGCGUCAUCCUGUUCUCGGUGGCCUACUCGAUGGGCGCCGGUAUCGUGCCCGGCGCGCUGGUCGGCGAGAUGUUCCCGGCCAACGUCAAGUCGCGCGCCGUCACCGUGGUGGCCAUCGUCUCGUCGCUGGGCUCGUUCGUCAUCAACAAAGCGUACCUGCCCAUCAGCGACGCGUUCGGCGUGUACGUCAUGUUCUUCGUGUUCUGCGCAGUCAACGGCACGUGGACCGUCCUCGCGUACCAGUUCCUGUUCGAGACCAAAGGCAUGUCGCUGUCCGCCAUCCAAGACCACCUGGACGACUACAACUCUUCGUCGUCCGAAGACGAAGACGGCAACAAACUGCCAUUGGGUUAGGUUUGGUUUGGUUUCUUUUUUACCUUACCUUAGGUGACGCGUCUCGUCCGUCGCGAGUUAUAUUUUUUAUUUUUUUCCCUCGUUCGCGCCAAACAUCACGCAUCAGUCGUAAACCCACAUCACCCAUCACCCUUGCCGCAGUCGUUGUCUGUGAAAAUCUCGCGUUACAUCGGGUACAUAGCUUUUGCGUAAGUUUUGUUUACCUAAUUUAACUCGAUCUAUCGCUCAAAACUGUCUCGACAAAGUCUGAAAAAACUAUUUAUAUAGCCAAAAUGUUUCUUUAUAUUUUUUAAAUACUCGUACCUAUUCGACCCAUAUAUUAUAUCGAAUAUAAUCGCAACCUAUAUAUUGUAAUUCAAUGAAUUUUGCUCAAAAAAAAUUGUAUAGGUUUGAUAUUGACCGUCCUGUAAAUAAUAUAAUCUAAAUCAAAUGACACAAUGAGCUAAUUUAAAAUACAUAAUUUAAUUCGUAAUUCAAUAAAUAUCUUUUGCGGUUAUUCUUUUGAAAAUAAUAUACUCUAGAACGAGCGUAUUUAUA